Molecule: messenger RNA, 1164 nt
Organism: Magnusiomyces paraingens
Lineage: Eukaryota; Fungi; Ascomycota; Dipodascomycetes; Dipodascales; Dipodascaceae
Exons: 3
Coding region: 1-1164 (387 amino acids)
Biological process (GO): heme biosynthetic process
Molecular function (GO): protoporphyrin ferrochelatase activity
Source: RefSeq, a predicted model, not a curated record
AUGGCUCUCUUUCGAACUUUGGAAACCACAAGGAUUACAAGUUCUUCAUAUUUCAAGUCUCCUAGGAGUUUUUGGAAUAUACGCAGGAACUCUACUUUAACAGACGUGGAUUCAAAGGGCACAGCAAUUGUUUUGUUAAAUAUGGGAGGGCCAUCUAAGAUUCCAGAAGUUCGAGAUUUUUUGUUUAGGCUUUUUAGUGACAAGGAUAUUAUUCCCUUAGGUCCGUUUCAAAAUAUUAUUGCUAAAUUUAUUACCUCUCGAAGAACUCCCACAAUUGAAUCACAUUACAAGGAAAUUGGUGGUGGUUCUCCUAUUCGUAAAUGGAGCGAAUAUCAAGCAAUUGAAACUUGCAAAAUCUUGGACAAAAUCUCCCCCAAAACCGCACCUCAUAAACCCUACGUUGCAUUUCGAUACGCCAACCCAUUAACUGAGGAAACGUACAAAAAAAUUUUGGAUGAUGGAAUCACUCGUGCUGUUGCCUUUUCUCAGUAUCCCCAAUAUUCUAUUUCAACUACCAAAUCAAGUUUUAAUGAGUUAGAUCGAAUUCGCGAAAUUGCGGAUCCUGAAAAAAAGGUAAAAUGGUCAAGCAUUCAGCGAUGGCCGACACAUCCCAAGCUGGCUAAAGCUUUUGCCAAAAAUAUUUCUGCUGAGCUUGAGAAAUUUCCUGAAGCAGAUCGAGAUAAAGUUGUUAUUGUUUUCUCCGCUCAUUCAAUUCCUAUUGACUUUGUGAAUUCAGCUGAUACGUAUCCUCCAGAGGUUGCUUCGACGGUUCAUGCUGUUAUGCAAGAACUUCAAUUCUGUAACCCUUAUCGCUUGGCUUGGCAAUCUCAAGUCGGUCCAAAACCUUGGCUUGGUCCUAAAACAAAUCGCACUAUUGCCACCCUAGAAUCCAAUCCCGAUGUUAAAGGUAUCGUUAUUGUUCCAAUUGCUUUCACUUCAGAUCAUAUUGAGACUCUUCAUGAAUUGGAUAUCGAAUUGAUUGAAGAAUGCAAACGUCCUGAGAUUGUUCGUCGGGCCGAAUCUUUAAAUGGAAGUCCACUAUUUAUUGAGGCUUUAGCAGAUAUUGUGGCUUGUCAUUUGGAUCCUGCAACUCAUGAUCCAGAUGGUUUGAAACAGGUGCAAAGUGGCGUUGCUAUUAAAAAAUUUGAUUUAAAAGUUAAAUAA